UUUGUGCGCUCCUUUCUAUAGGUAACCUCUAGCAGAGAGUGGGUAAGGUAGCAUUGUGGGACAAAAAGGGGCCCGAGGUAUAAAAGGAGGUGUAAAGUGUGUUGGCAGCGGUGACACGCUCACAUCCAUCUGACCAUGGGAAAGAUUGUCUUCUACGAAGGCCGCAACUUCCAGGGCCGCCACUGGGAGUGCAGCAGCGACUGCACGGACACCUUCCGGCACUUCAGCUGCUGCAACUCGGUCCGGGUGAGCGGCGGUCACUGGGUGGCCUACGAGAAGGCCAACUACUCGGGCUACCAGUACAUCCUCAGCCCGGGAGAGUACCCCGACCACCGCACCUGGAUGGGCUUCAACAACUGCAUCCGCUCCUGCCAGAUGUUCCCCCCCUACCGAGGAUCGUACAAGAUGAGGAUCUACAACCGGCCGGACAUGGCGGGACAAGCCAUGGAGUUCAUGGACGACUGCCCCGACCUCUACGACCGCUUCCGCUCCCACGACAUCUACUCCUGCAACAUCAUGGAGGGUUACUGGGUCUUCUACGAGCACCCCAACUACCGGGGACGCCAGUACUUCCUGCGGCCGGGCGAGUACAGGGCCUGCGGCGACUGGGGCUGCCACCACCCCAUGGUGGGCUCGCUCCGCAGGAUGAAGUCCCUCAAUAUUAUAUUCUACGAGGACCGCAACUUCAAGGGCCGUCACUAUGAGUGCAAAAGUGACAGCCCGGAAAUGCAGAACUACUUCAGCCGCUGCAACUCGAUACGCGUGGAGAACGGCUGCUGGGUGGCCUACGAGAAGCCCAACUACGGCGGUUACCAGUACAUGCUGCACAAGGGCGACUACCCCGACUACCAGCGCUGGGCCGGCUUCAACGACUGCAUCCGCUCCUGCCGUAUGGUUCCACCCUACAACGGCAGCUACAGGAUGAAGAUCUUCGAGCGCUCCGAUUUCGGAGGCCAGAACAUGGAGCUAAUAGAAGACUGCCCCGAUCUGAACGAGCGCUUCCACACCCACGACAUCUCCUCAGUCAACGUGAUGGAGGGGUAUUGGAUGCUGCACGAGCACCCCAACUACAGGGGGCGCCAGUACUUCCUGCGCCCCGGCGAGUACCGCAGGCACAGCGAGUGGGGCAGCGCCAGUCCUACCAUCGGCUCUCUGAGGCGCGUCACCGAGGUCAAUUGAUUCCAAAUGUAUUUAUUUUUACCCUGACUGAGCGUUUGCACCCUUCUGUUCCUAAAGCCUGCCAUGUUUCACUGCAGUCUUUAUUGUAAUCUGUGUUUUGUAGUUCAGUAUUGUCGCCACCCAAACCAGUUGCCAGGACGUUUCCAAGCAAAACAGCCCUACUGGAAUCACAACAAAUAAUAAAAAACUUCAUAAAAGUCAA
Messenger RNA from Nerophis lumbriciformis (worm pipefish), 1381 nucleotides. RefSeq lists its product as uncharacterized. The record is from RefSeq and is a predicted model, not a curated record. Gene Ontology annotation, molecular function: structural constituent of eye lens. Gene Ontology annotation, biological process: lens development in camera-type eye; visual perception. NCBI's taxonomy places the organism in Eukaryota, Metazoa, Chordata, Actinopteri, Syngnathiformes, Syngnathidae.